GUUCUCUUACGUCAGGUUAUUCACGAGUUUGAUCAGAUUCAAUCAGAUUCUCUUUAUCCGUUUAAUGAAUCUCAGUGCACUAAAAACUGUGCACUUUUGUAACUUUUUCCCAUCAGUGUUUUAUUUGUGGCGUUAGUUUAAUUUUAUAAAGUUGAUAAAUUAUGAAGAUCUGGACAUCGGAACAUACAUUUAAUCACCCUUGGGAAACAGUUGCUCAAGCAGCAUGGAGAAAAUAUCCAAAUCCCAUGAAUCCUGCAGUAAUUGGAACUGACGUUAUUGAAAGAAAAGUUGAAAAUGGUGUUUUACAUACACAUCGACUGGUUUCCAGUAAAUGGGGAUUUCCUAAAUGGGCACAAGCUAUAAUCGGACAUGCGAAUAUUUGUUAUGCCAGCGAACGAAGUGAGGUUGAUCCGACCAACCGAGAAAUGGUUCUUAGAACGAGAAAUUUGACAUUUGGCAACUAUAUCGAAGUUGACGAAACUGUAAAAUAUUUACCUCAUCCUCACGAUGCAACCAAAACUCUACUUACUCAGGAAGCUGUCGUCUUAGUACAAGGGGUUCCUCUAACACAUUAUAUGGAAGAUCUUUUGACUUCGAGAAUUUCUUUCAAUGCGGGAAAGGGAAGACAGGCUAUGCAAUGGGUGAUAGACAAACUCGAAUCAGAAGUUAAAGAUUUUGCAAGCAGUGCUGUAAAAUCGACUGACGAACUUCUGUGUCAAACACGACGUCAAAUUGAUGACCUAACAUCGAAAACAAUGCGAAGUAUGGAUGAUUUACAAAGUGCUGCGAAAAUAUCGCUUGACGGUAUUCAUAAUUUGACAACACCACCAUCGUCUCAAUCAAUGCCAAAAUUAUAGCGAAUGUUGCGUACUAGUUUCAAUCUUUUCAAUUAAUUUUGGCAGGCUUCCUAAAUAUAAUUAAUUCUAAAAGUAAUUCGAAACAAAGAUGCAAAUUUUACAAUGACUCUAUAUGCAAAACGUUUUAAAAAAUACUUUGGCAUUCAAUGUUUUAUAGAAACCUUAUUUGAAACUUACUGCCAAUUGAAUAUUAAAGCAGUAGAAUAAGCCUGCAACAACACAAGUUAGUAUAGCAAUUUAUUACAAAAAUAAUAAUAAUAAUAAAAAAAAACAGAAUAAUCAAUGUAUAAAAAUUUCAAAAACAACUCGUAAGAAAAAUUUUUAACCAAAACUAUUUCAACAGAACAUGAUUUUUCGAGUUAAUUUUUACAAUGAAUGUAUGUAUGUAGUUAAAAAAAUGUCUUGAUGUAAAAAUAUGAAAUAUGUAAGUAUAUAAAAAUGAAAAAAGCCCUUUAAACGGUAUUAAUUUUACACUCAUAGCGAUAAAGAAAAGAUACACAUUGGGCUGGCGAAAUACACGUUUCUUUUUUACAAAAAAAAACAUUUGAAAAGAGAAUUGACUUAGAACAAGGUGCCAUGGCACAUAAGUAUAUAUUUUUUUCAUUAUUUUUGCGCUAUUUAUACGAAAUAGCAAAAAAAAAAAUUCUAGAUGUUUAUUAAAGUGAAACAAGAAACAUCUGAUUUAGGUGCUUCAAUUUUUGUAAAUAUUCAAAACAGUAUAAGAGAAUGUUAUGUUUGAUAAGCGAACAAUUUUUUUGUUCAAUUUGAAUGACUUUAAUAAUAAAUUUAACAACACAGUUUCAAAUAUAAAAAUUCAUUUAUUUCAAUUAUUGAAGAUCCUAAUUGUAAAUUGCUUUCUGUAGAUAGUUGAAUAAAAAAAAUGAAAACUUA
Molecule: messenger RNA, 1748 nt
Organism: Leptopilina heterotoma
Lineage: Eukaryota; Metazoa; Arthropoda; Insecta; Hymenoptera; Figitidae
Gene: slmo
Product: protein slowmo
Exons: 5
Coding region: 162-857 (231 amino acids)
Biological process (GO): phospholipid transport
Cellular component (GO): mitochondrial intermembrane space
Molecular function (GO): phosphatidic acid transfer activity
Source: RefSeq, a predicted model, not a curated record